Molecule: messenger RNA, 1146 nt
Organism: Aspergillus caelatus
Lineage: Eukaryota; Fungi; Ascomycota; Eurotiomycetes; Eurotiales; Aspergillaceae
Product: FAD dependent oxidoreductase
Exons: 1
Coding region: 1-1146 (381 amino acids)
Molecular function (GO): flavin adenine dinucleotide binding; sarcosine oxidase activity
Source: RefSeq, a predicted model, not a curated record
AUGGACCAAUUUGACGUGGCCGUGGUUGGGCUAGGAGCGCUUGGAAGCGCUGCUGCAUUUCACUCAUCUCUCAAGCGCGUCAAAGUGAUCGGGUUCGAGCAGUACGAAUUUGGACACGUACGUGGUGCCUCACAUGAUACCUCACGAAUCGUCAGAACCUCGUACGGGGAGUCGGAAUAUGUUGCGCUUGCAAAAUCCGCCUACAAGGACUGGGCCCAAUUGGAAGCGAAAAGUGGCCAGAAAAUGUUGACGCAGACUGGUGGUGUUAUUUUCUUCCCGGAGGGUGGAGCUAUGAAUGCUAGUGAUUUUGCAAACAGUCUCACGGAAAAUGACCUCCCGUACGAACUCCUAGACGCCCAGGAAGUCAACCGGCGAUGGCCCCAGUUCAACAUUCCCCUGUCAGUUACGACGGUCUAUACGGCUGACACCGGUAUUGUGCAUGCUGCCCGGUCAGUCAUGGCUAUGCAAAACCAAGCGCGUGUUAAUGGCGCUAUUCUGAAGGAGAAUACAGAAGUGAGCCGGGUGGUACCGUCAGUUAAUGGCAAGGGUGCGGUUGUCGAAACAUCCUCUGGUCACAUCUAUGCAAAGAAGGUGAUCAUUGCGGCCGAUGCAUGGACGAAUAAGCUCCUAGCAUCUCUUGGCGCAGAGAUUCCUUUAUCCAUUAUGCAGGAGCAAGUCACAUACUACAAGCCAGCUGAUGCGGCUUCCUUCGACCAAAGCCGAUUUCCAGUCUGGAUUUGGGAGGAUGAGCCUUGCUACUACGGAUUCCCUACAUACGGUGAACCAUCCAUCAAAGCAGCCCGUGACGUAGCGAACAACUUCAUGACACCCGAGCAACGAACCUAUGUCCACUCUCCGAAGUUGCUAAAUGAACUUACAGAGUUCAUGGCUAGCCUUGUGCCUGACAAGGGCCAAUCUCUCCGCACAGUGACCUGCCAGUAUGCUGUUACACCAUCACGCCAAUUCGUCAUUAGUCCCUUGAAGAACUUUGGAGACAUCUCCGUGGCUCUCGGAUGUGGUCAUGCUUUUAAGUUCGCCCCCACCAUUGGUCGUAUCCUGGCAGAAUUAGCCGUCGAUGGGAAAACCGAUGACGAUAUAUCAAAGUUUGGGAUUCCGGAGGCGACUGUAUCCAGCAGUAAGCUUUAG